Anopheles coluzzii is the source of this 1185-nucleotide messenger RNA. RefSeq names its product amphoterin-induced protein 2-like. The record is from RefSeq and is a predicted model, not a curated record. The coding region runs from base 1 to 1185 and encodes 394 amino acids. Gene Ontology annotation, molecular function: protein binding. Lineage: Eukaryota; Metazoa; Arthropoda; Insecta; Diptera; Culicidae. The transcript has a single exon.
AUGCUUAUCGGUCGCAUCCCGUUUCAGGCGCCGUUCUUCGUUGGGCUCCUUGCCUUCAUCUCCAGCUGGGCAGUUGGCUUCCAGUGGUACUGUAGCGAUUACGACGGGGUUGAGUGCACCAUCCAUUAUCUUGGCGUGCUGAAGACUGAUCUCUCCAAGCUAAAAAACAUCACACACGGGGCAACAUUCAUACGCUUCACGCGCGUCAAAGCGUUGACGGUAGAUCAGGCCACGAUCGUACACCUGCCCGACACGGUGCGGAAGCUGGAAAUCACUGACUCGCAACCGGUGCAGAUCAUCAUAAUUCCGAGCUAUCUCGCCAUCACCUGCCUGUUCGUGCAUAUAACGCAGCUCAGAUGGAUCCACUUCCAGCCAAACGAUGCCGUGCGGGAGCUGUCGAUUAGGAUCAGCAAUCUGCAGCAGAUCCCACCGACGGUUAAAAAUUUAACAAAUUUACAACACAUCAGUCUGCAGCAUUCGCACCUCCAGCAUCUUAACCUGGAUCUGCUGCAUUGGUGUCGGUUUUUGCAUACGGUGGAUCUGAGCUACAACGAAAUCCACACAAUCACCAGUACACUGCACGCCGGACAGCAGCGACAGCUCAGUGCACUGAUUUUGAACCACAAUCAACUGAGUGUGCUGAAUCUCGAGGUACUCGCACCGAUCGGAUGGUUCGCGUAUGUUGAUUUCUCGUACAAUAAGAUCGAACUGCUCGUUGGCCGAUUCUCCAGCGAGCACAUGGCAACGGUUUCUUUUGCCUACAACCGUCUGAAAACGGUCGACUUUUGCCAAUGGGAGCAGGUCACGAACUUAACCUUUAUAUCGUUCUUAUCCAACGAACUCACCAGUGUACCAAACUGUAUCAACCGACUGACGAACCUCACCGCCGUAAGCUUUAUGAGUAACCAGCUGAACAGUGUCACCAUGGACGCAUUUGCCGAUAUGGACAAUCUAACGUCACUGUACCUGUCGUACAACAACAUACGAUCGAUCACUGUCCACGAGGGAAGAUAUCCCAAGCAACUUCAGCAGAUCUUUCUUAGAGGCAACAAGCACAAGUGUGACAAUCACCUGUUCGGCCAACCGUUCUGUUCGGUAGACAUUGAUUUUAAACCAAGUUCGCGCACGAGCGACUGGAGUCGAAAUGAAAAUGCUCUAAAAAGGCAACUAUCGAUCCUUGUUUAG